UCAUGGGAUCGCCCCGCACCCGCAGCUCCGUUUCAACCGUGAAUUCCUGCCCCUGAUCUCCGCCGUUCAAAACUCUGCGCCUGGUCUGGGAAGGGUCUGAGGGAGGCCCAGGCACUCUCCAUCGAAGAGAGAGUGGCUUUGGGAAAUCCGAGGCCGGGCAUCAAUCGCGGGAUUUUCAGGGAACCGGAAGGCCCGUUAUAAAGUCGUUCAAUCAGUAUCUUAGUCACAAACGAUACGAUGACCCUGAAGAAGACUAAGUCCAUGGAUGAGAUCCUGAAUAUCCGACCUUUUAAAGUCUCGACUUGGAAUAUGGUUAUUGCUUAACUGAAGUGCAAUGCUGUCACGUGCAAAACCUGCUGUUGGUGGGGAAACGCUGCAGAUGGAUAAAAAGAAGAAAAAGGGGAAAAAGAUUCCGAAGCUGGAGGAAUAUCUGGCCAGUAGAGACUACUCAGGGGCCCUGACAUUGCUGGAGUUCAAGCGGCAUGUGGGGGAGAAUGAGGAAGACGUUGACUUGUGGAUGGGAUACUGUGCAUUCCACCUUGGAGAUUAUAGGAGGGCCAUGGAGGAAUAUGAAGCCCUGACAAAGAAUGAAGACUGUCACCCUGAUGUUUGGGUGAACCUAGCAUGUACUUACUUCUUUCUGGGGAUGUACAAGGAGGCAGAGGAGGCAGCAAUGAAAGCUCCUAAAAGUCGAUUGCAGAAUCGCCUAUUGUUUCACCUGGCUCACAAGUUCAGUGACGAGAAGCGGUUGAUGAACUACCACCAGAAUCUACAGGACAUCACUGAAGAUCAACUCAGUCUAGCUUCAAUCCACUACAUGCGUUCCCAUUACCAGGAGGCUAUUGAUAUCUACAAACGCAUCUUACUUGACAACCGGGAGUUCAUGGCCUUAAAUGUUUAUGUAGCACUCUGCUACUACAAACUGGAUUACUAUGAUGUUUCCCAGGAAGUUCUGGCAGUCUAUCUGCAGCAUUACCCUGACAGCACAAUCGCACUGAACCUGAAGGCCUGCAAUCACUUCCGACUCUACAAUGGCAAGGCAGCAGAGGCAGAACUAAAAAAUUUAAUGGACAUUGCUUCUCCUGUAUUUGAUUUUGCAAAGGAGCUCAUUAGGCACAACUUGGUGGUAUUCCGUGGUGGGGAUGGAUCUCUGCAGAUCCUCCCACCACUUAUUGAUGUCAUCCCUGAAGCCAGGCUCAACCUCGUUAUUUACUACCUCCGGCAAGAUGAUGUACAGGAGGCCUAUAAUCUUAUCAAGGACCUGGAGCCAACAACUCCUCAGGAGUACAUCCUGAAAGGUGUGGUGAAUGCGGCUCUUGGUCAGGAACAGGGUUCGAGGGAGCACCUGAAGAUUGCACAACAAUAUUUCCAGCUGGUCGGAGGCUCUGCCAGUGAAUGUGAUACCAUCCCUGGACGUCAGUGUAUGGCCUCCUGUUUUUUUCUACUGAAGCAGUUUGAGGAUGUUUUGAUCUAUUUAAACUCUGUCAAGAGUUACUUCUAUAAUGAUGACCUCUUUAACUUCAACUAUGCACAGGCAAAAGCAGCUGUUGGCAACUUCAAAGAGGCUGAGGAGGUUUUUCAGCUGAUUCAGAGUGAGAAGCUGAAGAAUGACUACAUUUACCUCAGCUGGCUAGCCCGUUGCUAUAUCAUGAACAAGAAGCCCCGCCUGGCAUGGGAGCUUUAUUUGAAGAUGGAGACAUCAGGAGAAUCCUUCAGUCUAUUGCAGCUCUUGGCUAAUGACUGCUACAAGAUGGGACAAUUCUACUAUGCUGCAAAAGCUUUUGAUGUGCUUGAGCGCCUGGAUCCAAAUCCGGAGUACUGGGAAGGAAAACGUGGUGCAUGUGUUGGGAUUUUUCAAAUGAUUUUAGCGGGCCGGGAACCAAAGGACACCAUGAGAGAAGUUCUCCAUCUUCUUCGGAAUACUGGGAAUCCUCAGGUGGAAUACAUAAUCCGAACCUUAAAGAAAUGGGCCAAAGACAAUCGGGUAUCUGUUUAAAGGCCCAGAGCAAAAGGACCAAAAAAUGGAGUGUGGGCCAGAAGGAGCUGCUGCCUUCUUCAUGGUGGGCUCGGUUUCUCUCACUGACGUGUGAGUAGUUAUUGCACAGCCCCAACACACAGCUGUCUGGAUGUGCAGUGAUGCAAUGCAGCAUUCCAUGGAAGAUGCCUAUUGCUCUCUGACUGAUUGCAGUUAACGAUCUACCAAAAUUAAAACCGCAUGUUUAAUGCACUUUCAAUUCCCUUUGUGACUUUGCUGCUCUCGGUGAAUAAAGACUUUUUCGAGAGCUUCCAUGUCUGCAUGUUGAAUUAUACAGGUAUCUACUGCAUACUGACCACUAUUAUUAUAUUAUUCUCUGCAUCCAGUUAUCUGAACAGGACACAGGGCAAAAGUGGCUUCAUAAAUUACAAAAUCCCCUUAAACUUCUAUUGCGGAAGCUAUGCUUCCCCCACUUCACAUGAGUAUGCAAUAGUAACAAUCAAAGAAAAUAACUGCAGUUUCAAAUGACCUAUUGCUCUGCUGUCCUGCAACUUUUGUCACAAAAUUGCUUGCUUCUUUGUUUAUUUGGUUGGGUUUAAGCUCACUUACAUGAUGAGUAAAUCUAUGGAUUAAUAGCAAACAUGCCCCAACAAUGAUCCCAUCAUAUGGAAACCAGAUGUAGUUUACCCACAUGUAGAAUUCCUGCCAGGAGCAGUGCUAGGCAGUGGUGAUGGUUUCUCUCCCCUCCCCCCAGUCCAGAAAGAAUAAAGUGUCAGGCAAUCCACAUGCUGUGGGCAGACUUCCAGUUAGAGAGCAGCAGCAGAAGCCAGACAGGGGAGCAGGUUGACACUCAGAACUGUGGAAUAAGAAAUGCAGUGGGGGAAUAAGAAAUGCAGUGGGGGAGCAAAGCAAGGCAGCACAUUUAAAUUUGCUAACCUGUGUCCUACACUGUACAAUUUUAUCAGAUGUAAAUUGAUCAGGCUCAACUGUGAUGCCCCACUCCUUGGUGGAAUAAGCUAUACAGACUCACCAUCAAGUUCAUGUUUGUAAAGAACAAUUAUUUGCAUGAGGUGUCUCGUCCUGUGCUUUUGGGACCAAAAUCUAACACCAGGCUAUGGCUCAAGGUGAACCUUUAUACAUAAAAAUUGUUUAAAACAAUAUUUACUGGUUAAUAUCAAUAUACAGUUUGGUUAUUGGCAUUCUGUAUCCUUGUCUGUUUUUGCAUAAUUCUUGUAUAAUUAGCAUACUUGUACAUUUUCUUGUGUAAAUAAAGCAUUUACUUUCAACACUC
Chiloscyllium plagiosum (whitespotted bambooshark) is the source of this 3266-nucleotide messenger RNA. RefSeq names its product intraflagellar transport 56 (gene ift56). Gene Ontology annotation, biological process: intraciliary transport involved in cilium assembly; intraciliary anterograde transport. The record is from RefSeq and is a predicted model, not a curated record. NCBI's taxonomy places the organism in Eukaryota, Metazoa, Chordata, Chondrichthyes, Orectolobiformes, Hemiscylliidae. Gene Ontology annotation, cellular component: ciliary base; ciliary basal body; intraciliary transport particle B. Gene Ontology annotation, molecular function: protein binding; intraciliary transport particle B binding.